Drosophila obscura is the source of this 1012-nucleotide messenger RNA. It is a transcript of the gene Rrp4, whose product is annotated as exosome complex component RRP4. The transcript has 2 exons. Bases 89 to 985 code for a protein of 298 amino acids. NCBI's taxonomy places the organism in Eukaryota, Metazoa, Arthropoda, Insecta, Diptera, Drosophilidae. Gene Ontology annotation, molecular function: RNA binding. Gene Ontology annotation, biological process: CUT catabolic process; poly(A)-dependent snoRNA 3'-end processing; U4 snRNA 3'-end processing. Gene Ontology annotation, cellular component: cytoplasmic exosome (RNase complex); nuclear exosome (RNase complex). The record is from RefSeq and is a predicted model, not a curated record.
UUCGAACUGGUUCCGAAACUGGUUCUACUGUGGCGCGCGUGUUUUUACGUUUAUUUUGUUUAUUUUUCAAUUUUAAACUCGAUCUGCGAUGGCCACAAAUGCAACAAUUGAACUGGCGCUGGACCGCGUGAACUGGUGUGCCCUGGCCGAGCGGCAGGACGUCUUGCCACGCGUCUACACACCAGGAGAGGUGGUUAUGCCGGAGGCAGGCUUUAUGCGUGGCCACGGCACGUUUGUGGAGGAUGAGAACAUAAAGGCCUCGGUGGCCGGCGUGAUUGAGAAGGUGAACAAACUGAUCUCCGUGCGUCCGCUCAAGAGUCGCUAUGUGGGCGAGAUCGGAGACGUUGUGGUGGCGCGCGUGAUCGAGGUGCAACAGAAGCGCUGGCGCGUGGAUACAAAUUCUCGCCUGGACUCCAUACUGUUGCUGUCGUCGGUGAAUCUGCCGGGCGGAGAGCUGAGACGACGCUCCGCAGAGGAUGAGCAGAUGAUGCGACGCUACCUGGACGAGGGCGAUCUCAUCUCCGCUGAAGUUCAAAACAUCUUCGAGGAGGGCACCCUUUCGCUGUACACUCGCAGUUUGAAGUACGGCAAACUGUCCCAGGGCGUGCUCGUCAAGGUCUUUCCCGCCCUGGUCAAGCGCCGCAAGAUGCACUUCCACAAUCUGCCCUGUGGGGCGUCUGUGAUCCUGGGCAACAACGGCUACAUCUGGAUAUCGCCCCCCAAAAGUCAGGAGCAGGAGGGCGGCGAGGGUGGCUUUGCCCAGAAUCUGGGUGAAGCAGUGCCGCGAAACGAGCGCGAGGUGAUUGCCCGCCUGCGCAACUGCAUCCUGGCCCUGGCCAAGUGCAAACUGAUGCUAUACGACACCAGCAUACAGUAUGCCUACGACGAGUCGCUCAAGUACGAGCCCCACGAACUGCUGCAACAGAACGUCAUAUACGAUAUAGGUGAGCAGACGCAGGCUCGUCUGCGGAAUGGGGAUGAAUAGCCCCGAAUAAACAAACAAAACACAAAA